Dioscorea cayenensis subsp. rotundata (Guinea yam) is the source of this 378-nucleotide messenger RNA. Its product is annotated as TPD1 protein homolog 1-like. Lineage: Eukaryota; Viridiplantae; Streptophyta; Magnoliopsida; Dioscoreales; Dioscoreaceae. The record is from RefSeq and is a predicted model, not a curated record. Gene Ontology annotation, biological process: cell fate determination. The transcript has 2 exons. Bases 1 to 378 code for a protein of 125 amino acids.
AUGGCAUCAAAUUCUCUCAUCCUUUUCAUUGCUUCUCUCAUGCUUUUUUCCCUGCAAUGCAAUGGACAACAAUGCACAGGAAGUGACAUUGCUGUUAAUCUUGUGAAAACUGGAAGCGUUGUGGAAGGAGAUCCAGAGUAUGAAGUCACAGUGAGCAACAACUGUGAAAAAUGCACUGCAGUGAAUGUACAUGUGCAAUGCUUUGGACUGAACAGUGUUGAACCUGUCAACAAGACGGCGAUCAGGCCGGAGGCUGGUACGGACCGGUGUAUUGUUAAUGAUGGCAAGCCGAUAUCGCAGGGAUCGCCGGUGAAGUUCAAGUAUGCAUGGCUAACUCCACAGGAUUUCCCUGUUGUUAGCUAUGAGUUCAAGUGCUAG